ACAGUUCAGCUUCUUCAGUUAUUUCUUUGUUUCGCACGAGUUAAGUGUACUUAAGUGGAGCUCCGGAAGCGCAACCGAAACCAACGACCGAAGGUGCAAGAGACUUUUGUGGUGUUCUGCUGUGAAGAAGCUGAGUGUGAGUUUUGUGAAAGACUGCGUGAGCGGUUGUUCUGUGUGCUAUCUCCCCAGACCGGAAGCUGGCUGCCUGCUCGUAGUGAGUGAGUGCCGUGUAUAGUAGAUAUCGAUUCGCGAGGCGUCUGACCUGACGUGGUGCCCCUGUGGAUUACCUUGGCCGCCGGCGAAAAAAAGAACAAGAACGAAAGAAACGCACGGAGAGCAUCCAAAUCAGGGAUUACCUGAAAUCAGCAACAGCAAGUGAGCAGGAAGCGAGUAAUUCAAAUCUCAGCCAACAAAAUGUCCGAAGCAGUCGAAGUCGAGCAAAUCAUCGAAACCAAGCCAAGAAAGAUGGCCCUCCCCACAUCCCUCGACAAGGACGCGAUCCGGGAAGCGUACGAGGACGUCCGAUCGAACCUGACCGACAACGAGUGGGCGGUAUUCAAAUUCGACGGCCUCAAGAUCGUCUGCUCCGAGAAGGGCAUCGGCUUCGACGAGUUCUGCGCCCAGUUCCACGACAACGAGCGAGCCUUCGGCUACAUCCGGAUACAGAUGGGCGACGAGAUGUCCAAGCGGAGCAAAUUCAUGUUCGUCACCUGGAUCGGACCGGAGGUCGGCGUCAUGCAGCGAGCCAAGAUGUCCACCGACAAGUCCAUUAUCAAGGAUGUGAUCAAUAACUUUGCCGUCGAGCUGCAAGUGGAAUCGAGCAACGACCUAGACCUCAUGAUGUUCAAAGAGCACCUAAACAAAGCCGGCGGAGCGAACUACGGUACCGGCGUUCGCGAGCUGUAGAACAACGCUUUAGAAUUAUCGCUUUCCCCCCAUUUCCUGUCCUCCUCUUGCGACAAUCUGCAACGCAAUAAUCACAUCCACUCACCCACUAAAAAAAAACUAGUAGUUAAGAAGAGAACAGUUGCAGAGAAACGGUCUUCCCCACUCCCUCUCCCCUAAAGUUAAACUUCCUAUUUAUAAACUUCAUUAAUUUAACCAAAAUUGUGAUUUUGAACGAAUUUGAGACAAAACGAAAAUCAUCUUUUGGAGGUUGUUUACACGCAGUCCUAGUAAUCCCCCCCUUAGCUACAACGCCCCAUCAUGAGAGGUCCUCCCCCCUCCUGCAUUCAUGAUGACACCAUAAUCAAUGAGUAUAAGCAUCAAACGAAUAUUGGAAACAUUGCAAUAUUAUCAUACUAAUUGAUCUAGUUAUUAAGUGUACACGCAAGCAAAACAACAAAAAGAAUUCUUAUUGAAUCGCAACGUUCGUUCCCGUAUAAUUCCAUCAAUCAUAUGCUGUGACUGACGAAUGAGAAAUGGUGAACGAGAGCCAAACUGUUAAGGUUAGGAAGAGAACAUGCAAAAUCAAACUCCCAUUUACGGCGCUCAGAAUGACGAAGAUCAAUCGCAGAUUUCUGUUUUUGAAACCAACCCUAUUUUUUACGCAAGUGUAUAGAACAACGAUGAGACAUGCGUGUAGUGUGUAGUAGAGAGGUGCCUGACGAUAUGGAAGCAGUUUUUUUGAUACGACGAAGACGAUUGUGUAACUGUGACAAAGGUCGUCACUGGUGCACCCCCCAGGUAGAAGCGUCGUAGUUUUUUGAGACGGAAUAAAUAUAUGUAGACGGAAAAUUUCCGAUAAAAUAAA
This is a messenger RNA of Aedes aegypti (yellow fever mosquito), 1753 nucleotides long. Its product is annotated as coactosin-like protein. Bases 415 to 906 code for a protein of 163 amino acids. The record is from RefSeq and is a predicted model, not a curated record. Gene Ontology annotation, cellular component: plasma membrane; cortical actin cytoskeleton; actin filament. Gene Ontology annotation, biological process: regulation of actin filament polymerization. NCBI's taxonomy places the organism in Eukaryota, Metazoa, Arthropoda, Insecta, Diptera, Culicidae. Gene Ontology annotation, molecular function: actin filament binding. The transcript is spliced from 3 exons.